Messenger RNA from Pelagomonas calceolata, 1306 nucleotides. The record is from the annotation of a GenBank genome assembly. NCBI's taxonomy places the organism in Eukaryota, Pelagophyceae, Pelagomonadales, Pelagomonadaceae.
CAGCGGCUCAGCAACGGAAGGACGUCUCUGCAGUACUCUUCUCCCAGCCAGACCAUCCCUUCGGCGCCGCAGAGGCCUCAACUUCGAAAUCAGCACCUACUGGUCAAACCUGCGGCAGCAAGCAUGCCCCGCUACAAGCUCAGGGACGCCAACGGCGCGACGCGAGUAUUAACAUUAGACGAGCAGGCCUCCUACGCCGACUUGGUCGCCUCGUGCGGCGGCGCGGGCUACACGCUCAAGGCGGGCCGGCCGCCCACAACACUCACAUGCACCACACCAGCAACAACACCAGCCGCCGACAUCGUGCCGAGCGGGUCGCUCAUCACGGCCGAGAAACCGGUCGUCCCGCGCCUCAACAUCCCCGAGGCGCCGCCGCCGCCGCCCGAAGCGAAUGCCUUCGAGGCGCCCGCGCCGCCGGCGCUCGAGACGCCGCGCGACGCUAUCUAUCCGCAAACGGCGCCAAAGGCCCCCCAGGCGCAGUGGACCUGCCAGACGUGCACCUUCAUCAACGUGGAAGGGUGCUACGAGAGUGUCGGCGGGACAGCUUUAUGUAGCGUCUGCGGCACGCCCCAGUUAAACGACGUGCGCGAGGCGCCGGCGCCGCCGUCGCCGACGCGAGGGACGGCGUCACGGCGCGCCGUCGAUGCCGACGGCAAUUGCUUAUUUGUCGCCCUGGCUUACUUGCUGCGGGGCGAGCGGCCCGAUCCUACAAUGGCAAAAGCCGCGGCACAAAAGAUGCGCGCCGUCUGCGCUUCAGUAGUCGCGGCCGACCCCGUGAACUACCCGGACGCGGCGUUGGAGAAGCCGCGGAGCGAGUACGGGACCUGGAUCCGGACCGAGGACGUCUGGGGCGGCGCGCUCGAGCUGUCGAUUCUGUCGAAAUGCGGCGGCGACGUCGUCGAGAACGGUGCUUCGUUCGACGACGUCGUGCUGCACUGCGUCGACAUCCGGACGGGCGUCGCGCAGCGCUACGGCGAGGGCCGGGGGCGCGUCUGCUUCUUGCUCUUUGACGGGGUGCACUACGACCCGGUGGUGUUGGCGCCGGCUCCCAACGCGGGCGAGUCGCCGGCGGACAUCACCUUAGCCGCGGCGGACGACAUGAUAGCAUUAAAUGCCGUCGAGGCCCUCGCGACUUCCGAGCGCGCCGCACGCAACUUCACGGACACGUCGUCCUUCGCCUUGCAGUGUCUCGUGUGCGGUGCCGGGUUGAAGGGCAACGCGGACGCGGAGCGCCAUGCUGCAGAAACGGGGCACCAGAACUUCGCGCAGACGGGGCACUGAGCUUAUCGGGGUGACUUAGUAGCAC